UUCUGUUGCGUAGUUGGUGGAACGGUGCGAGAAAAAAUCCCUCGUUAGGCCAUUUGAAACCAGUGCAUGUAGCGUUCGAAAUUAUUUUUAGCCCAACGGAGGAAGAAAGGCGAGCCAAGGCACUGAAAAUCGGCUUAUUCUCGAUCGGAAGUUGAGCAGCGGUUCCGGGUGAAUGUGUGUGAACAGUGCGGCGGCGUAUGCGGUUUGAAGAAACAACGGCUUUGAAGUGGCCAUCAGUGGAGUGGAUGUUAAAAAUAAUUUGAGAGGACACAAGGGACCAAGCAAGGACGAUGGCUCAACCGUUGGUAAACUCAUGCUGUCGGUGCUACUCGCUGCGGAACGGGUCGAUAACUUCCGGCGUGCUCGGCAUCAUUCUUUCGAUUAUUUCGAUAAUUCUGAUCUUCACCGUGAGAAUCGACUUCAAAACCAUUCUGAUGGACUGGCUGCCACAGAACGUGGUGAAAAUAAUCUACGCCCUGAACCUGGUCAUGACCAUAUUGAUCUCGUUGCUGAUGAUAUUGGGCGUCGUAAAGAAAAACCACAUAUUCAUGAUGCCUUGGGUGGUGUUGGGAUUAAUGCUCGCGAUUGGCCUGCUGAUUAGCGUUAUCUAUAAUGCAGUGGUGUAUUUCAUCGACGGUUAUGUGCUGGGAGGAACGCUGUGGAUCGUGAUAGGAUUGAUAUCCGUCGUGGUUUACGUGUACAUGUGGAUCGUCGUGUAUAGUUACUUCACCACUCUGAAGAACGAGAACGACCGAGGACGAUACUCCAAGCAGCCGUACCGGCGAUAGGCGAGCGAUGGUUCGCUGGCGCCGUCGCUGGAACCUGCCAUUCAUACAAAUAUUGAUAUUCUUAACCACUAUUACUGUUGUCGUUUACCUCAGUCGUUACUGUACAUACUAAUUUGUGAGGUGUGCGAAAAAAACGAAACAAAUCUUUGAUAAGAGAAACAUGCAGAGAAUAUUUGUUGUAGUAAACACAUGAUUUAUACUCAGAACUAACUUAGCUUCGUGUAGUAGUUCUUUUUGGACUUACCCAUUAAAGAUGGCUAAUGAUUUUCACUGACUCACACAAACAUA
Anopheles cruzii is the source of this 1076-nucleotide messenger RNA. RefSeq lists its product as uncharacterized. The transcript has 5 exons. NCBI's taxonomy places the organism in Eukaryota, Metazoa, Arthropoda, Insecta, Diptera, Culicidae. The coding region runs from base 291 to 788 and encodes 165 amino acids. The record is from RefSeq and is a predicted model, not a curated record.